Molecule: messenger RNA, 876 nt
Organism: Gloeophyllum trabeum ATCC 11539
Lineage: Eukaryota; Fungi; Basidiomycota; Agaricomycetes; Gloeophyllales; Gloeophyllaceae
Product: mitochondrial carrier
Exons: 7
Coding region: 10-876 (288 amino acids)
Biological process (GO): transport
Molecular function (GO): transmembrane transporter activity
Source: RefSeq, a predicted model, not a curated record
AUAACAGGCAUGGCCGCGCUUUGCGUGGGCUAUCCCUUCGACACCGUCAAGGUACGCUUCCAGAAUCCAGAGAUAGCUCACCGCUAUCGAUCGACCUUCAACGCCAUAACGACGAUCGUCCGAGAAGAGCGCGUCCUGGGUCUCUACAAGGGCAUCACCUCGCCCCUGGCCAGCUGUGCUUUCAUGAACGGGCUAGUGUUCUCGUCAUAUCGGUUCUUCAUGAAAGUACAGCUGGCUGACGCGAACGCGGUUCCGAGUCUCACCCAGAUCACACUCGCCGGCAUAGGCAGCGGCAUUGUAUCAUCCAUCAUCACCACCCCGACGGAGCUCAUCAAAAUCCACCAGCAGAACACGCUGGGGAAGACGCCAUCCGCCCGCCAAGUAGCCCUGGACAUCUUCCGGAAGCACGGCGUGCGGGGCCUCUACAGAGGCAUCACGGCUACCGCCAUCCGCGACUGCGGCUACGGAGCCUACUUCUUCGGUUACGAAGCUACCUGUCGGUACUUCUCCAGAACGCCUCCAACUGCUAUCCCAUCGACCGGCCACCCGGAAGCCCCCAUCCUCACCUGGCCGGUCCUCCUGCUCGCCGGUGCAGUAGCGGGCAUAGCAGGGUGGGUAGCCACCUUUCCCUUCGACGUCGUGAAGACGCGAGUACAGAGCACCUUCGGCGAGCCGAUCGCAGCCCCUUCAGCGGCCGCUGAGACUCGCCUUACCCCUAACCCGUACCGCAAUAUCCUCUCCACGAUUAUCCACUCCUAUCGUACUGAGGGCCUGUCAGUCUUUUUUCGCGGCCUUGCCCCGACGUUGAUUCGCGCCAUUCCAGUCAACAUGGUCACCUUCGCUACGUUUGAGGGCGUCGUGCAUCUUCUGUCAUAG